Diospyros lotus (date-plum) is the source of this 1236-nucleotide messenger RNA. RefSeq lists its product as uncharacterized. The record is from RefSeq and is a predicted model, not a curated record. The coding region runs from base 1 to 1236 and encodes 411 amino acids. The transcript has a single exon. NCBI's taxonomy places the organism in Eukaryota, Viridiplantae, Streptophyta, Magnoliopsida, Ericales, Ebenaceae.
AUGCGAUCAGAUCGUCAGUGGAUGUAUAUCAGGCGUAAGGAGGAUGGUUAUAUUUCUACGGAAUUUAUCAAGGGUGUUGAGAAGUUUGUUAAUUUUGCUAAGAGUCAACCAAAGUGGAUGGAUGGGAAUAAGAUUAAAUGUCCUUGUAAUCAACCAAAGUGUAGGAACACGGCUUUUCGUGACCAGGAAACCGUGACAAGUCACUUGCUCACCAAAGGUUUCGUAUCGGGGUAUUACGAGUGGACACUUCAUGGGGAAGUUAUUGCUACGGUAGAUUCGAUCGAUAUGUCUUACUCAGCAUCAACGCUUGAAGCAGAGCCAACCAACUUAUUUGAGACUAUGGUAAUGGAUGCUGCCGAGCCUGAUUUCAAUCUGAAUAUGGAGGAGGAACCUCCAAAUCCGGAAGCUCAAGCAUUCUAUGACAUGCUUAGUGUUGCAAAAAAAGAGUUAUAUCCUGGUUGUCGAAAGCAUACGCAGUUGUCGCUUGUUGCUAGAUUACUUAGCUUUAAGUCAGAGCACCAUCUAUCUGAGAGGGGAUUUAAUAAACUUUGUGAAUUACUUAAGAAGGUUCUUCCUGAACCUAAUACGGUUAUUGAUAAUUUUUACAGUACUAAAAAACUGGUUCGAGGGUUGGGCCUUCCCGUUGAGAAAAUUGAUUGUUGUAGAAACAACUGUAUGAUUUUUUGGGGUGAUGACAGUGAUUUAACAGUCUGCAAGUUUUGUCAUGAGAAUCGGUACAAGCAAGUUGAGCAAGCUGACAGUAGCAAACGACAAAAAACUUGUGUUCCUCAUAAGAAGAUGCAUUAUUUUCCUUUAACGCCUCGGCUUCUGAGAUUGUAUGCAUCCAAUUCAACAGCAGCAGAAAUGAGGUGGCAUGCAGAUCAUGUGGUCGAAGAUGGCGUCAUGUGUCAUCCAUCGGAUUCCCCUGCGUGGAUUCAUUUUAACGAGACUCAUAGGGAAUUUGCUGCCGAGAAAAGGAAUGUCAGACUUGGUCUUUGUACUGAUGGGUUUCAGCCGUUUGGUCAAUCUGGGAAGCAAUAUUCUUGUUGUCCUGUCAUUGUCACAGUGUAUAAUUUACCACCUUGGAUGUGUAUGAAGGAUACAACAAUGUUCUUAACGGUGCUAGUGCCAGGACCAGAGAAUCCUAAGGCAAAACUUGAUGUUUUCUUACAACCCCUUAUUGCAGAGUUGAAACAUUUGUGGAUGUUGGUGUCCAUGCAUAUGAUAUCUCAUUGA